AUGUGCAGGGAAACGUUUCUGUACUUAUGUGAGCAGUUGAGAGGAGACAUUGAAUUUGAGUACACGAACAUGAGAAAUUCCAUUUUUUUUGAGAAAAGAAUUGCUGUCACCUUGUGGUGCUUAGCAACGACUAUCGUCAGUCUUAUUGUACAGAGCACAUGUAGGGCCAUCGUUCGUCGACUGAUGCCAGCAUAUAUCAAAUUUUCUUCAGGAGAUGCACUGGAAGCAGCUGUUCAUGGCUUCCAGCAGUUAUUCAAUAUUUCUCCAUGUGCAGGAGCCAUUGAUGGAAGUCAUAUACAAAUUACUCCACCUGUGUUGAAUCACACCAACUAUUAUAAUAGAAAAGGAUGGUAUUCUGUUAUUCUUCAAGCUGUUGUUGACCAUCAAUACCUGUUUCGUGACAUUAACGUUGGCUGGCCAGGAAGAAGGCAGAAGAAGGGACGAUUUUAA
This is a messenger RNA of Corticium candelabrum, 450 nucleotides long. RefSeq lists its product as uncharacterized. The record is from RefSeq and is a predicted model, not a curated record. NCBI's taxonomy places the organism in Eukaryota, Metazoa, Porifera, Homoscleromorpha, Homosclerophorida, Plakinidae. Bases 1 to 450 code for a protein of 149 amino acids. The transcript is spliced from 3 exons.